AUAUCAUUUAAUUAAAUAUUAAUAAUGAUCUUGCUAUUACGGCCGUUAGUCAACGGCCGCCCUAGCUGAUCUUUAAUUCUAGAUCUGCUACUGCAGAUGUUAUCAAGAACUGAAAUAUGUUAAACAUCAUCCAGAUUAUGAAAGCAAACACAUGAAUACAAAAAUCUGUGGACAACUAAGACAAAAAUCAAGAGAGAGAAAAAAAAAAGAAAAGAAAAGAAAAGGAAACUUUAUUUUGUUUACUUUCUGUAGAGUUUCAUAAUGUAAUUGAUCCAGCAUAAACUCAACAAAACAUUCAUUUUCUUGGCAGCUUCACAAGUUCCCGUAUAAAAAACACCUGAAAAUUCAGAAAAGACAUUCGAGGCCAUGUUAAAUCAGUAGUAUGGGACUCGGGGAACAAUAUUUUAACUCCUAUUUCUUCAGUAAUAUUAUCUUGUCUAAUCUAAUUUAUCAGAAGUGUCACAUGGAUAAUUCAAGAAUGAAAACUACAAACAUAGAGGGGGAUAAUAUUUUACCUCCUUGCGAUCUUCCAUAUGGUUUCAUAAAAAAAUCUUGGAUUUUCUUGAAUAUACACUCUCUCUUCUCUCCAAAGAAAUAACUCUGAAGUGAUAAUUUUAUUUGUUUAAAAAUGCUGAAAUGAGUAAAUAUAGGCAAAGAGAGGGGGGAGAGAAGCUUUACACUUUAAACUUCUACGACGGUUCCUAUGGUAUGGACUGUGUGGUUACUGUAUACUAAUUAAAAAUUCUGCACGCCCGUAUAUUUGAUUACGUGUGUUGAUAACUGAUUUUGUGUACAGUGGCGGAUCUAGGAAUUGUUGUGACCUAGGGUGGCCGUUGACGUCUACAAUAGUUAGAUCGUUUAUUAAUAUUUAACUAAAUAAUAUUAAAAAUUCUUCAAUUAAUAUAUAAAUGCACAAAAACGUAAAAUCAUAUAAAUAUGAAAAUAUAAUCCAAUACAAUCCGAUAUUAUAAGAACUAGGUUGAGACUUUCAUUUAAGUUGAAAAAAUCAUUCAUAAUCUAUUAACAAAUCAACAUAUAUAACUCACAAAUCUUUAAAUCAACAAUUCAAUAUAAAUUAAGUACCGGUACUCAUUAGAUCAUCUCUCUCUCUCUGUCUCUCAACAUUUCUUGAUCACUGAUCAACCAAUUUAAUGGUCACGAUAAAUUAUCAUAGUCUGACCUCUUUGUUUUAGUUUAAAUUCCACCCUAAAUGAUGGACUUCAAUUGAUCAUAACACAAGUGAACAAUAUUGAUUAGCCCUAAAUUUAUCAUAACACAACGUCAAGAAUACAGCAAAAUAAAUUUAAAGUGGUUAAUGAUAAAAUGCAUUCACAUUUAAAAGUAAAUUGAUAUAAUCACGUCAUUUCAACUCGCUUCAAAGCCGGAUUUUAAUGGGUUCUUGAGAAAUUUGAUCUUGCCACAUGCAUCAAUUUUGCUUUUAGAACUUGAUAGAAAAAUUGCUCUUGAAACGGGUAGCUUUUUGGGGAGGAGGGAGAUUAAGGGUGAUGGCUGCGGCCAACAAGAAUUGUUUGUCCUAUUUCCCUAUGGAGAUUUUCAGCAUUCCAUAUUGAUAUGGCGAAUAGUAAGUACGAGUACGUGAAAUCCUUUGAGGUGGAAGAUGAAAUUAUGCUGCCCAACAUCAUUGUUGUCAACAUUGAUGGCCGGGAUUUCAGCAGAUUUUCUGAAAUGCACGAGUUCAUGAAGCCUAAUGACAAGAGGGCAUUAGAGUUGAUGAAUGACUGUGCCAAAAUGGUUUCAGAGCAGUUCCCAGAUAUUAUUUUCUCAUACGGGUUCAGCAAUGAGUAUAGUUUUGUGUUCAAGAAGGAAACGAAUUUUUAUCAGAGACGUGCAAGCAAAAUAUUCUCACUCAUCAUCUCUUACUUCUCAUCCGUAUACGUCACAAAAUGGAAGGAAUUCUUUCCUCAGACAGAGAUGAGAUUUCCCCCUUCCUUCCAAUCACAAGUUAUUAGCUGUGCAUCAAUGGAGGUUCUUCAAGCAUAUCUUGCAUGGAGACAGCGCGAAUGUCAUUUAAGCAACCAGUACAAUACUUGUCUAUGGGAGCUGAUCAGAAAUGGAAAAUCUGGAAAGGAAGCUGAAGAAAUACUGAAGGGAACACAUAAGCAGGACAAAAAUGAGUUGCUUUAUGAGGGGUUCAAUAUUAACUAUAAAGAACAAGAAGCCAUCUUUCGUCAAGGGACAUGUAUUCUCAAGACAGAGGUUCAACAUAUUGUGAAGUACAACAAGGAUGGUUCUCCUGUUCAAAGACUGAGGAUGAAGGCCAUAAAAGUUCAUUCAAAAAAUAUAGCAUCAAGGAGCUUCUGGAAUGACUACUUGUGUCUUUGUAGGGAGCUCGGACAAUUUGCAGAGGAUGUUAACAAAAUUAAACCUGACUAUGUCAAAUCUUUCCUGCAUGGAAGCAAGAUGAUGCCAUCCACUUGGAUUGUUAUUCGCAUUGAUGGUUGUCAUUUUCAUAGGUUUUCUGAUGUCCAUGAAUUUGAGAAGCCAAAUGAUGCACAGGCUCUAAACUUAAUGAAUUCAUGUGCCGUAGGUGUGCUAGAAGAGUUUAGGGAUAUAGUCUUCUCUUAUGGGGUUAGUGAUGAAUACAGUUUUGUUUUGAAGAAAGAGUCUCAGCUGUAUCAAAGGCGCUCCAGUGAAAUAGUAUCUGCCAUUGUCUCUUUAUUCUCUUCCAUGUACACUAUUAAAUGGAAGGAGUUUUUCCCACAGAAAGAGUUGAAACAUGUACCAUACUUUGACGGGCGGGCUGUUUGCUACCCGACCUCUGAGAUUCUACUAGAUUAUCUAGCAUGGAGACAAGUUGAUUGCCACAUUAACAAUCAGUAUAACACUUGUUUUUGGAUGCUUGUAAAAUCCGGAAAGAGCAAAAGUGAAGCUCAGAACUACUUGAAGGGUACUCAGUCUCAAGAGAAAAAUGAACUUCUUACGCAGCUAUCUGGCAUUAUUGAUUAUUACAACACAUUACCGCUCAUGUUCCGCCGAGGAUCCUCUGUUUUCUGGCACAUGCAUGACGACGAGAAAAUGGCGAACCGAGGUAACGAGCCCGUUCGAAAAUGCUGCAAAGUAGUAGUUGAACACUGUAAUAUAAUUGAAAAGAGUUUCUGGGAAGCACACCCAGACAUACUUGGUGAGAAGCUUAGUUGCUGGAAACCACUUCGUUGCACUUUUCCUUCAGACUCGCAUCAUUUAACGAGACGUGUAACUUGCUGCGAUUGCGAAGUCUCCAAAUUUGCCCGAUAUGAUAAUCUCUCUCCCCUGGAGCAACCUUCCACCAAUUGUCUCUAAGAGUCAAUAACUGAGCAUGAGAUACAUCUUGAAGUUGGAUCAGGCAUGUAUCGAGGAGACCAGUCGAAGACACUGUGUGACAAGACAUGUAUGAUUCUAUCUAGUAGAUUAAGUUUAAAUGAGAUUGUUAACAAUCUUCGUGAUUUUUCAAAUAGUAUCAGGGAGAAUUUUGAAUUAAAUUCUUUGUAUUGAUAUGGAAAGACCAAUCAUAAAAAUUAACAUGAUUUUAAUGUUAUAAGGCUUUUAACUAUA
Olea europaea var. sylvestris is the source of this 3552-nucleotide messenger RNA. RefSeq names its product tRNA(His) guanylyltransferase 2-like. The coding region runs from base 1573 to 3300 and encodes 575 amino acids. Gene Ontology annotation, biological process: tRNA modification. NCBI's taxonomy places the organism in Eukaryota, Viridiplantae, Streptophyta, Magnoliopsida, Lamiales, Oleaceae. Gene Ontology annotation, molecular function: magnesium ion binding; tRNA guanylyltransferase activity. The record is from RefSeq and is a predicted model, not a curated record. The transcript is spliced from 15 exons.